Messenger RNA from Sphenostylis stenocarpa, 726 nucleotides. NCBI's taxonomy places the organism in Eukaryota, Viridiplantae, Streptophyta, Magnoliopsida, Fabales, Fabaceae. The record is from the annotation of a GenBank genome assembly.
AUGGAAGUUGGACGCAGGUUGUUGGAAUGGACUCCAAUAGCAGCCAUGGUCAUGGUUGAGUGCCUUGACGUGAGUCUCUCCAUGUUGGGUAAAGCAGCCAUGGAGAAAGGAAUGAACCACUUCGUCUUUGUUGUCUACUACAGCGCCUUUGCUACCCUCAUACUCCUCCCUCUCUCUUUCUUCAUCAACAGAACUACAAGGGCGCCCCUUUCUUUCUCGCUUCUCUGCAAGUUCUUCCUCCUCAGCAUUUUUGGUAUAACUGUCAUGCAGAAUUGUAUUUUCACCGCCAUUGACUACAGCUCUCCCACUCUUGGAUCCGCUAUGAUCAAUUUGACUCCAGCAAUCACUUUUGUGCUAGCGGUCAUCCUCGGGAUGGAGAAGUUGAAUAUUGGAAGCUCUAUUAGCCAGAUCAAGGUCAUGGGCACAGUGAUAUCCAUCUCUGGAGCAUUACUCGUGACCCUUUACAAGGGCAGUCCCAUCACCAGCUUUGGAAUUCCACACUCUCCGUCAAAACCAUUGUCAUCUUUGUUGGCUCAAACCAGUAGUAAUUGGGCCAUUGGGGGUCUCUUAUUUGCCAUUGCUUCUCUCUCUCUUGCACUCUGUAAUAUUACUCAGGACUACGGCAAGAACCAUAAUAGGCUUGGAGAUGUUGCAGCUGCCAAUUACAUUAGCACUCGUUUGUUAGACUGUCUGUUCCAAAUUCAGGAUAACCAAAACUUUCCAUAG